Messenger RNA from Hemibagrus wyckioides, 4164 nucleotides. RefSeq names its product LARGE xylosyl- and glucuronyltransferase 2 (gene large2). The record is from RefSeq and is a predicted model, not a curated record. Gene Ontology annotation, molecular function: xylosyltransferase activity; glucuronosyltransferase activity. The coding region runs from base 808 to 3051 and encodes 747 amino acids. Gene Ontology annotation, biological process: protein O-linked glycosylation via mannose. The transcript has 17 exons. NCBI's taxonomy places the organism in Eukaryota, Metazoa, Chordata, Actinopteri, Siluriformes, Bagridae.
GAAACACAAGCGGAGAACAGAGAACUGAACUAAGGAGCAGAAAGAAAGAGAGAGAGAGAGAGAGAGAGAGAGAGAGAGAGAGGGGGAGAGAAGCCGAAAGAAGCGAUCUAGGAGUGUUUUAUUUAUUUCUCAGCAAUCUGUCCAUCUAUGCUGUGCAUGAAUGAAUGAAUAUCUGUGGAUGUGCAUGAACAUGGCACAUGACACCGGGGCUCCGAUCGAUCCCUCAUCACAAGUCCGCUUUUAUUAACCUGGAACUUUACUCCUUUAAGAGGUCACUCUUUCUCACUCUGAGAGAGAGAGAGAGAGAGAGGGACGAUUGAGAUUCUCUUGAACGAUUGAGAGAACAGUUUCAUCUUCAUCCUUGUUUCAUCUCCAUGAUCCAGUAACACCUGGAAAGAAAAAAAAAAGACACCUGUCCUCUCAACACGUGGAUCUAGCAGAUUUUGUUAUUAUUUAUUUUUUUUUAAAGGAUUGCAUUUGCUUUGGAUUUCUUCCACUGCUUUGAAUCAGAGUUUUCAGUGGACAGCGAGACUCUUCGAGACAAACAACCUUUCCUGCUCACAAACUGCGUUCUAAAAUGAGAAACUGCAUAUUUUUGUCAACUGAAUGAGCAAAAGCAAGGCAGAUGGAGGGAACGACUGUUUAUAGCUGCUAUAACGUUUGAAAUACUCAAGGGGAGGAUUCUGUUCCUAAACUUUCACUUGGGAGAAGAAGACUUCUGAUGAGAGGAUGCUGCAGGGAAGCAGCGUGAGGCCGAGUCCCACCUGAAGCCCAUCCUCCUCCUGUUCCUCCACCUGCCGCCAUCCCAUGAUGCACUGCCCGUGCCGAGGGAGGCUAAAGCUGCUACUGGCAUCUCUGAGCUUUGUCAUCUUGCUCACGUGGCUCUACCUGCUGGCGGGCAACCUGGAGAAUGGCCGCUCCUUACUCCUUGCUCCAUGUCUUCUGGAGUCCACGGAGGCACGCUUCCUCGAGCGGGAGGUGCUCGCAUCCCGGGUUCGACAGGUGGAGGAAGAGAACCGGCAGAUCCGCCUCCAGCUCAGUCAAUCCCAGGGCCAGACUGAAGGUAACUAUGGCAACCAGCAGUGGGUGGCAUCAGCAGAUACGGGAGCAGAGGAUGUGGAGAACACGGCGGAGGAACGGGCCAAUCACAGCGAGUGUGUCCGCUCACCUACUGCAGAGAAGUGUGAGCUGAUUCACGUGGCAUGUGUGUGUGCGGGUCACAACGCCAGCCGGGACGUGGUCACCCUGGUCAAAUCCAUCUUAUUCCACAGGAGAAAUCCUUUGCAUUUUCACUUCAUAACAGACACGGUGGCCAAUCAGAUCCUCAGCACGUUGUUCCAGUCAUGGAUGGUACCAUCAGUGCAAGUCAGCUUCUAUGACGCUGAUGAACUGAAGCCGGAGGUUUCAUGGAUACCCAACAAACAUUAUUCGGGCAUUUACGGCCUGAUGAAACUCACGCUCACCAAAGCGCUACCCUCUGACCUCUCGAAAGUCAUCGUGCUUGAUACGGACAUCACUUUCGCCACUGAUAUUGCUGAGCUAUGGGCCAUCUUCAAAAAGUUCACAGCAAAGCAGGUGAUUGGACUUGUUGAGAACCAGAGUGACUGGUACUUGGGGAACCUCUGGAAGAACCACAAACCCUGGCCUGCUCUUGGACGUGGCUUCAACACAGGGGUGAUCCUGCUGUAUCUGGAGCGUUUACGGAAGCUUGGGUGGGAACAGAUGUGGCGGUUAACAGCAGAGAGAGAGCUAAUGAGCAUGCUUUCCACUUCACUCGCCGACCAGGAUAUUUUUAAUGCCAUCAUAAAACAAAACCCGGUUCUGGUGCACCAGUUGCCAUGCUUCUGGAACGUACAGUUAUCAGACCACACUCGCUCGGAGCAGUGCUACACAGAGGUGUCAGAUCUUAAGGUGAUUCACUGGAAUUCUCCUAAGAAACUGCGAGUCAAAAACAAGCAUGUGGAAUUUUUCCGGAAUCUUUACUUGACUUUUCUGGAGUACGAUGGGAAUCUUCUCCGGCGAGAACUCUUCGGGUGUCCGAGUCAGGCCACCUCUGAGAGCACACGGCUUCAGAAAGCACUAGAGGAGCUUGAUGAGGAUGACCAAUGCUAUGAUUUCCGGCGUGAGCGAAUCAUGGUGCACCGCGUACACCUUUAUUUCCUGGAGUACGAGUACACGUCGACCGAGGAUGAUACUGACGUCACUCUGGUGGCCCAGCUGUCGAUGGAUAGACUGCAGAUGCUGGAGGCCAUCUGUAAACACUGGGAGGGACCCAUCAGUUUGGCGCUCUAUAUGUCAGAUGCUGAGGCUCAGCAGUUCUUGCGCUAUGCUCAAGCCUCGGAGGUCCUCAAAAACCGCAAGAACGUAGGAUACCACAUCGUCUACAAAGAGGGCCAGUUCUACCCUGUUAACCUGGUGCGCAAUGUGGCUCUCCGUAAUUCCAAAACCCCUUACGUCUUUCUGACUGACAUAGAUUUCCUCCCUAUGUACGGACUCUAUGAUUACCUCAGAAAAUCCAUCGUCCAGCUGGACAUGGCCAACACCAAAAAGGCUCUGGUAGUGCCAGCCUUCGAGACUCUGAGAUAUCGCCUCUCCUUUCCAAAAUCCAAAGCCGAACUGCUAUCCAUGCUAGACAUGGGGACUCUCUACACCUUCAGGUACCAUGUUUGGACCAAGGGUCACGCACCAACCAACUACGCCAAAUGGAGGACUGCCACUACACCUUACAAGGUGGAGUGGGAAGCAGACUUUGAGCCCUAUGUGGUGGUCAGGAGGGAUUGCCCUGAGUAUGACCAGAGAUUUGUGGGCUUUGGCUGGAACAAAGUCUCCCACAUCAUGGAGCUUGAUGCACUGGAGUAUGACCUGAUGGUGUUACCAAAUGCCUUCAUGAUCCACAUGCCCCAUGCGCCCAGUUUCGACAUUUCAAAGUUUCGCUCCAGCGCGAGUUACCGGUUCUGCUUGACGACUUUGAAAGACGAGUUCCAUCAAGAUCUCUCCAGAAAAUAUGGUGCUGCUGCUCUGAAGUACCUCACUGCUCAGAGGAACAUUUGAAUUCAGCCCUUAACGUAUGUCCAUGCACACCAGGGUCACCACUAAUCUGUUCCUGGAGGCCUACUGGCCGCAUGCUGCUCUCAGACAUGUGCUCUUGAUGUGUCCAGUGUGUGUCAAGAUACUGAACUGUCCUUUCACAUGUCUGCAUUUUUAUUAAAUCUGCUGGACGCAGAUCAGACUGACUGGAGCUUUAAACCUUGUUUUUGGAUAUAGUUGUCACAUUCAAGACUCAGAACAGCGAUGUCAGCACUAUCCCAAGCUAUGAUAAAAUAAAGACUUAAAAUUAAGAAUGAAGUGAAGACCAGAACAGGAUGGCUCAUAUCUAACCCAGGGUUUCAACUACUGGUUAGCAGUGUUAACUGAAGUCUACUGUAUGUCUAUUCGUAAAGGUCUGGCAUUGCUUAAAAGCGCAAACGAUCUUGAUCAAGGGUGUUUUGACAAUCAGGGCUUUCUCUUGGCUAAAUAUAAACAGCGGAGAGUUAAGCAAAGUUGGAGAAAGGACGUGAACUUUUUAAAGCCUCUUUUAUUUUGGAAAGGGCAUCCCAACUGGAACAGACGAAGCCUUACGAAUCCCUCACUAUUUAAGAUAUUUAUGCUUUUGGUUUCUUUUUAAAUGAUAAGGCCAAUGAACUAGGGGGUUUUGACUUACAAGAUAUGUUUUGAUUGUAAGAUUAUGAGAAGGAAAAAUAUGUCACAUUAUUUUUUCAUUUCUACAAACGGAGUACCUUCGGUGACUGAGAGCGCGAACACUUGACGGGGAUACAUAACUUGUAUCUCUAGUGAGUAUAUGGGCUUAUUUGCUUUCCAUUAGGCAUGACAGGUUGUCCAGACAGACGUGUGUGUUAUUGCUGCAUUUAGGACUGUCACUUAACUGUCACAUGUUUUGGCAUGCAUAUUCCAUAUCCAGCACUGUAGCAUCUCAUCAGCUUUUAUCUCCAACUCACUCUGACCACUCUACAUUUAAGAAAAUGUUUCAGAUAAGAGUAUAUCUAUUAAAUACCAUGAGUGACCCAUACAAGGGACCAUCAAAUGACCCCUGUUCAAUUCAAAUGUAUUAUUUGCUAAUGAAAUCUUGGAAAACUGUUGUAUAUGUCAAGCUGUAAUACAGUUAUA